Molecule: messenger RNA, 3039 nt
Organism: Scomber scombrus (Atlantic mackerel)
Lineage: Eukaryota; Metazoa; Chordata; Actinopteri; Scombriformes; Scombridae
Product: cyclin-dependent kinase 17-like
Exons: 17
Coding region: 288-1868 (526 amino acids)
Biological process (GO): protein phosphorylation
Cellular component (GO): cytoplasm; nucleus
Molecular function (GO): protein kinase activity; ATP binding
Source: RefSeq, a predicted model, not a curated record
ACCAACAACACGGCGCUUCCUAUUUUACACCCGGAGUGAAACUUUAAAGCUCCACUCCGCCUUUAAGAAAAAACAAAAGAUGCUGGUGGACGCUACAACAACCCCACGGAUAUAAGCGAGAGAGCACAAAGUAGCCACCACCUCCACACCAAAGCCACAAAGCAUUUUUUUUCUCUUCUUCACGCCCGGAGGGAAAGACGGCAUCCGGCCUGAGAAGAAGCUCCGAGGUCGGGGACUCCGGUCGGAGCAACGCUCAUCGUUUCUGGCCUCCCCUUCCCGAGAGCUCCAUGGAGAAAAUGAAGCGGUUCAAGCGACGUCUCUCUCAGACGCUAAGAGGCAGCCACACCAUCGACGAGUCGCUGUCUGAGCUGGCCGAGCAGAUGACCAUAGAGGAGAACGGCCUGAAGGACAGCGAGCCCAUAGUGAGGAAUGGUCGUCCUCCAUCAGCCCACAGUGUUCACUCCUUCCUACAUCAAUACACAGGCUCCUUUAAAAAGCCGCCGCUGCGGCGGCCUCAGAGCGUCAUCGGUGGAGGCCUGGGCUCCCUCAUGGUCAUGCCUCGCAACGGCAGUCGCCUCGAUAUCGUCCACGAGAACCUGAAAAUGGGCUCGGACGGAGAAAGCGACCAGGCGUCGGGAACUUCCUCCGAUGAGGUGCAGUCGCCCACGGGUGUUUGUCUGAGGAACAGAGGGAACCGACGCAUCUCUGCUGAGGAUCUGAACAAACGUCUGUCCCUGCCCGCUGACAUCCGGAUACCUGACGGCUACCUGGAGAAGCUGCAGCUGAGCAGCCCGCCCUUCGACCAGCCACUGAGCCGGCGCUCCCGCAGGGCAUCACUGUCAGAAAUUGGGUUUGGGAAGCUAGAGACCUACAUCAAACUGGACAAACUGGGGGAGGGCACAUACGCUACAGUGUUCAAGGGGAGGAGUAAGCUGACAGACAACCUCGUGGCGCUAAAGGAGAUCAGACUGGAGCAUGAGGAGGGAGCGCCAUGCACAGCUAUUCGAGAAGUGUCGUUACUGAAGGACCUGAAACACGCCAACAUCGUGACGCUGCAUGACAUCGUCCACACAGACAAGUCGCUCACACUGGUCUUUGAGUACCUGGACAAAGACCUCAAGCAGUACAUGGACGACUGCGGUAACAUCCUGAGCAUGCAGAAUGUCAAGAUUUUUCUGUUCCAGAUCCUGCGGGGCUUAGCGUACUGUCACAGACGGAAAGUUCUCCACAGAGACUUGAAGCCCCAGAAUCUUCUCAUUAACGACAGAGGAGAGCUCAAGCUGGCUGACUUUGGCCUGGCAAGGGCCAAGUCUGUGCCCACGAAAACAUACUCUAACGAGGUGGUAACACUUUGGUAUCGGCCUCCUGACGUGCUGCUGGGCUCCUCCGAGUACUCCACGCAGAUCGACAUGUGGGGUGUGGGCUGUAUAUUCUACGAGAUGGCUGCCGGCAGGCCCCUGUUCCCAGGCUCCACCGUUGAGGACGAGCUGCACCUCAUCUUCAGGCUACUAGGCACUCCCACAGAAGACAGCUGGCCCGGGAUAUCCUCUAUCGACGAGUUCAAGUCCUACAAGUUUGCCAAGUACAAGCCCCAGCCGCUCAUUAACCACGCACCCAGGUUGGACACCGAUGGCAUCGACCUGCUGAUGUCAUUCCUAAAAUAUGAAUCCAAAAAGAGGAUCUCUGCUGAUGAAGCAAUGAGACAGCCGUACUUCAGGAGCAUGGGGCCACGUGUGCACACACUGCCAGAGAACAUAUCCAUAUUCACACUGAAGGAGGUCCAGCUGCAGAGAGAUCCUGGCUACCGGAACUCAUCGUACCCCGAGUCAGGCAAUGGAAAGAGCAGAAGGCAAAGCAUGCUGUUUUAGAUUCUCUGGUAUUUUUUUGUUUUGUUUUUUUUACAUUUUGGAAGGAACUCCUAGCUGUACAGUUGCGCAGAUGGAUAAGUAACCUGAGAUGGAUGUUGGCGUGGAGCAUAAUCAUCAUCAUCGUCACCCCUACCCCCCCAAACCACUUGGGGUACUUGUCCACAGUGCAAACCCCCUUCCAGGUUUAUCCUGAACCUGGCCCAAAAGAGACAUUUAUAUACUGUACAUCUAUAUUUAUUGAGAAGAGAAUUUGCUGCUAAAUCCAACUACUGUCUAGAAUUCUAACUGGCUCAGUCACUUUAUUGAGUACAUGCAAUGUGUAUAGAUUUUUAAAACAUUUUUUUGAAGUGGUGGUAUUUUUUGUGAUUAUUUUUUGUUAUUAUUUCCAUUUUCAUACAAAGAAACUCCACCUCAGAGCUCUUGAGUGUGUGUCAGUGUGUAAGACACACAAGCAAGAGAGAUGUUUCUGUAGCAGCUCAAAAAGAUUUAGAUUUUCUGUCUUUGUUGCCACGACGCUGUCCCCAGCAGCACCCAUCAUUUGUGACCAUUAACUCUGAAGGUUUUUGAGGCUAACUUUGAUGUAACUGAUAAUUUUACCCUAACUGGAGGUUAAUAUAAGAGCAGUGCUGCCAGAAGCUUGGUGAAAACAGAUCACAUCCUUGUCAGAUUUUGGCAUAUUAUUCCGGGAUGUUGUGGUCUCUGUUGUGACCAAUGAACAAAUGCAAGGGGAGGAGAAAAAAAAAGAGGCAAAGUAGAAUUAACAUAGAGCUGGUUAGGUCUCCUAAAUUCUUCUGAAAACCUAAAUAUUUAACUGCAGUGACCAGCCUCCUCAUCCUUGUUGUUUUCCACCUCGAUUUCACCCUCUGAUCUGUUACAGAGAGGAGGUGCAAAGUUGGUGUUCUCCUUGCUGCCAUUCCCAUCUCCAUCAGCUGUAAAAAAAAAAAAAAAAAAAGGAAAAAAAAAAAUCCUUUUUUUUUUCUGGAUUGCCUCCAUCAUUGUUGCAUGCCUGCUCUGUUGUAUGAGGAAGCACACAGCCACUGAACUCCUAAUUCAGGGAGAACUAGCUAUAGUCCUGCCCCUAGUGAAUACGAUACUGAGUCACAGUCUAUUUAACAGUGUUACAAGAUAUGUUUUGUAUGAUAUUCUUUAACUUUAUUUGUGGAUAAUUGUU